AUGCCUAAAUUCACUGAUGAAACAACAUUCCAAUCUAAUGAUGAUGAAAAAUCAGGUUGGAGACCAAGGAAUGAACAACCACUGAGAAAGAAAGGUCAAGGGAGAACAAUGCAUGUAAGUGACUUUUUAACUGAAACAAUUGGUAGACUUAAAUUAUCAGAUGAACGAAAAUUAGAGGUUGAAAAGAACUUUUCUCAUGAUGCUCAAGUCAUCAUAUGUCCUGAAAGAAUGCAUAUGGCUGACGAUACUGGUAAACCUGGCAGUCAGUUAAGUGGAAAAGGCAAUGCAACUUUUUAUGAUCCGAAUGUUGCAAUUAGUGCAUGUGGACAGCAACAUUACGAUAACGAAUUAAUUGGAGCAAUGAAUAAAGAACAAUAUGGUAAAUUUGCUAAUUCUGAUGAAUCACCAGUUUGA
Entrophospora sp. SA101 is the source of this 414-nucleotide messenger RNA. Lineage: Eukaryota; Fungi; Glomeromycota; Glomeromycetes; Entrophosporales; Entrophosporaceae. The record is from the annotation of a GenBank genome assembly.